UGGCUGGUGCGCGGGUGGGCAGCUGAGGCAGCCCCGGGACCGUGUGCGUAGCCCCGGCCGGGGCCGCUGAGCUCCCAUACGGCUUUUUUUUUUUAAUUUUAUUUUUAUUUUGGCUUUAUUUUUAGGCACCGGGAGCGGCUGAGGCCACACAGCCGCCGAAAUGAGCGAGCCUCGUUGUGCUCAGCAGCUGAGCUCUGCUGCCUGCUCUGCGGCUGCGGUUCCCUCAGCGAAGGCUUUGAGGUUCUCCGACUCGUGUUAGGCGAUGCAUUCCUGCACCAUUCGCAUCGAAUGGGGAGGCUUGACGCGGAAAAAAAAGCAAAAAAACCCACCAAACAAUAGGCUUAAAACCUUUGCAGCCCUUCCUCCCCUCAGCGCUCCCCUUCCUUCCCCUCGCCGUUCCCUCACGGACCGCGCUCUCCGCGCCCACCCCGCCGCUUUCUCCACAGCCUAAACUGAAACAAAACGCAAAGCCCUCGAAGCCGGGACCAGCAAGGAGGGCUCAGCACCCGUCCCUGCGGGGCUCGGAGCCCGAUGGUGCCCGGCAGGACGGCGAGGGGCCGAGCCGCCGCCUCAUGGCGGUUGGCGAAGCCGCCCUCAGGGCGCAGGCGCCGGGAGGGGGGCGGUUGAGGGGCGGUUGGCGGCGGCUCCUCGGGCGGCCGGGCAGGGUUGGAGCUGCCCGGGGGGAGCCUUCGGUCCCCUCAGCGCUAGGGUGGGCUGAAGGGGCGGCGGGGACCCUCCUGGACCGAGCCCGGGGGUUCCUCGACCCGUCUCCGUCCCUCCACCUUGGGGCUCUCCCCGGCUCUCCUCAGCCGGAGCCCGUCUCUCGGCAUCCCCCGGGGGUCCCGGAGCGGGGGCUGCUGUGAGGGGGCUGCGGGCGAGCAGGCAGCCCGGAGCCCCCCCGGGUGCUGGCAGGUGAAAUCCCUCCCGUAAGCAGCGGUGUCUGGAGCUGGGGGUGCUCGGAGCUGGAGCCUUGAGUCUUCGUGGUACUGGAGUUACAGAAUCUGUAUUACGUUUAUGUAUUGCUAUUAUUGCUUUUUUUUUAUGGCUGUAAUUGAUAAUUUUUACGGGUUUUACGGUUUAGCGUUUGAAAAAUGUGUUGGUAACUGGUUAGGCGCGCUGUAGGCAUGUCAGGAUCAGGAUUGGCCCCAGAGGAGCCUCGGACCUCCAGUCCUCCCAGCACAGCCAGUGCUCCGCAGCCUGCUCCGGCUGCUGGCGGACCUGGAGGCCCAAGCGACGUUGCCUUCAGUGAGCAAAACCUUAGCUUCACCACCACAGAACUCAGCCUGGUGGAGAUGACGGAAAUAGAGUACACCCAGCUCCAGCACAUACUUUACUCACACGCGGAGGAGGGACAAGCUGCUGAAGGUGAAGUAGAAGCCAGGGUCAGUUCUGCUUUCUUAGCUGGCAGCUCCGCAGAGCCCCCUCUGCCCCAGGCCUCGGCGAACCCCAGUCAGGAUGGGUGUUCCUCAAACAGCUCUGGGAGCCAGGCGGUUUUCCCGGUUAUCUGCCAGUCAGCAUUACCUCCCGACGGCAAUUUGCUAAGUUCAAGCCCAUGUGUGGGCCACGUUGACUUCCAGGAGCUCAGAAUGAUGUUACUCAGUGAGUCCAACCCCCCUGCGAACCAAGCAGAUAAAACGCCCAAGGGUAGUAGCUCUGUAGAAGUCGCAGGACACAGUUUAGUAAAGGUUAAACAUGGUGACAGUUCUGUUGGGACAAAUAAAGAAAACAUUCCUGUCGAAAAUUCGGCACUGCCAUCAGAGUCUAGAUCUAAAUCUGCAGUCAGAGUUCGAUUGGAAGACAGAUUCAACAGCAUCCAGACAGAAAACCCCAGAUGCCAAGAACCCCAAGAAUCUGGAGUAACUCUUAACAAUUUAGUAACAUUGAUUCAACAGUCAACAGAACUGAUAGGUGUUCCUCUUCAUCAGCAUCAAAACAAGUGUGCUACAUUGGUGAACAAUAAGACCGUACCUACCACACCUUCUUUACAGUUCACAUAUCCAUUGCUUACGAUGAACACGUGUUCUGCUUCUGGGAGUGCUAAUCCUUCACAAGUACAGACCUCUGGAACAUCUUGCACUAUCUUGGAAGCUGCCAAACAUCAGGACCUUGGGAUACCCAGAACGUUUUCUUUCUGUUACCAUCAGGAAAUUGAAUCCGCAAAGCAGACAGUAGGUGCUAUGAAUAACGCUUUGCCUGAGGAAGUUUGGAUUAAAGUUGAAGAAGACACAUUAUGCAAGCAAGCAAUAAGCAAAAGAAGUUGCAGCCGAGUAAGCCCGUUGGAAGCAAACGUAGAUCGCAAACCUCUUAGUGACAUUCAAAAUAUGUGUGAUAGCCAGAGCACUGUGCCUGCACAGGGCUCCUGGCAGUCAGCACAGUCCAAUCCAAGCGUGCAGGUGCAGAGUGGUACACAGGAAGGAGUUGCUCAGCGAAGAGAAAGACAUAACCGCAUGGAGAGAGACAGAAGGCGCAGAAUCCGGAUUUGCUGUGAUGAACUGAAUCUGCUGGUUCCAUUCUGUACUGCUGAUACUGAUAAAGCAACAACAUUACAAUGGACAACGGCAUUUCUCAAGUACAUUCAGGAAAAGCACGGCGAUUCGCUGAAACAGGAAUUUGAGACUGUGUUCUGUGGUAAAACAGGCAGGAGACUAAAAAUAGCAAGUUCAGACUCGUUUGUAACGUGUCCACUGCAGGAAAACAUGCAUGGCUAUGAAGACCAAGUAGCUUGAACUGACUGCCUUGAACUGUAUGGAAAGCGUGGAUAAAUAAGUGACCCCCUUCCCCUUUUUUUUUUCCUGUUUACAUGCUGGGAUUCAUCUGAUUGUGAUGAAUUUGAUAUGCUCCAGGAGUGACUUUCAAAAUAUAACUUGUAAAAAUGCAUAAAUAGAGCUUAACAGAAAACAGUCUUCAUUCAAAAUGGAAAUGAAAAUUGACUGCCAGCAAUAUAAAUCAGUGUUCUGUUAAAGGGGCUUUGGGACUAGAGGCAAUAAGAAAUUGUCGUGAUGCCUUAUUUUUCUCUUUUUGCUCUUUUUCUGUUUGUGGUUGUGCUCUUCUUCCUUUAUUUUUUUUAAGGUGAUACAGUACAGUUAGGACUUGUAGAACAUCAGCCUAUUCUGUUAUUUUAAUGACUAGAGGCAAAUGUAUUCUUUAAAUGUAAAAAGGAAUUAAAGGUACCAUAUUAAAUGCUCUUUUUUUUUUUUGAUUAAAAGUUUAAAGGUUAUGUUGGUUAAUCGAGUAAGUGCAUAGUUACAACUGUGCUGCUAUUAUGGGGUUUAUGUUUGCCAUGCAUAAUUUAACAUUCAUCACUCCAAAGAGUAAUGUAAAGCUAUUACUAUUGUUUUUAUAGUGGUGCAUUACUUUAAUGCCUCUCACACAACUGCCCAGCAGUUUCUUGUACUGGUAAGUCCAAAAAUGGCACAUUGUGCAUUUAAUAAUCUGUUGGUUACAAACUAUUUUAGUAUUUAAAGAUUAAUAUGUCUCUAUUGUUCAUAAGCUUCAGCAUUUAGGGCAGAGAUAGACUAUUGUGUGAGCUGAAAGUGGCUUUAUUAAUUUUGGUGAUAAUAGAUGAUGCCAGCAGGUUUUAAAGUACAAAAAGAUCUCAAAAUAAAUACUAUUUUAAAUCACGGAUAUUGACAAUUUUGCAGCAAUUUAUUUCCAAACAGUCCUAGUAAAACCAGUUUUGGAAUGUAGAGUUCAUCUGAGCAUUUGAUGUGUAUAACGACACUUAUAACAGCACAAAGAAAAGGUUAAAAAAAAA
This is a messenger RNA of Anas platyrhynchos (mallard), 3754 nucleotides long. RefSeq names its product transcription factor like 5 (gene TCFL5). Gene Ontology annotation, cellular component: nucleus. Gene Ontology annotation, molecular function: protein dimerization activity; DNA-binding transcription factor activity, RNA polymerase II-specific; RNA polymerase II cis-regulatory region sequence-specific DNA binding. Gene Ontology annotation, biological process: regulation of DNA-templated transcription; spermatogenesis. The record is from RefSeq and is a predicted model, not a curated record. Lineage: Eukaryota; Metazoa; Chordata; Aves; Anseriformes; Anatidae.